Messenger RNA from Lactuca saligna, 327 nucleotides. The record is from the annotation of a GenBank genome assembly. Lineage: Eukaryota; Viridiplantae; Streptophyta; Magnoliopsida; Asterales; Asteraceae.
AUGUCAUUCAUUCAUGGUGAAGGAAAACGAAAUAGAAAGAAAGUUGAAGAUGAAGAAAAGGAACAAGAGGUUUAUGUGUCAGGAAAAGGUUUAGGGGAUGAUAUUACAAGUUCACAAGAUGCAACAUUUGAGGAUAUAAAAGAAACAACUGGUGAGCAUGUUACUACAGUGGCCUAUAUAGAGGAGGAACAGGCUCUAAACUCAACGCCUAAGGAGACCCUUAAGGAAGAAGCAGAGGACCAAUCAAGUGAUGCUCAAGAGGUAAGUGAGCAGGAUGAAAGUGGAGCAAACGAAAAAAUAGAACACGAAUUAAAUUACAGUCGAUGA